Molecule: messenger RNA, 3495 nt
Organism: Patiria miniata (bat star)
Lineage: Eukaryota; Metazoa; Echinodermata; Asteroidea; Valvatida; Asterinidae
Product: sialate O-acetylesterase-like
Exons: 11
Coding region: 243-1820 (525 amino acids)
Biological process (GO): carbohydrate metabolic process
Molecular function (GO): sialate O-acetylesterase activity
Source: RefSeq, a predicted model, not a curated record
UUCUUGCAGCAGACGGUACGGUCCUUUUUAUAGCUUGAUCACAUGCAUAGGAAGUGUUGAGAACUAGAAUGAGAGCUAUCUAUUUUUUGACUGUUGCAGUGGUAGUCGACCGAAGUUUGGGGGACGGCUUUGUACCUACCUAUUCCUAGUACCUGCUUGGUGAGGAAAACGGAUAACUGGAAGUUUUGCUACGACACGACAGGAAAGAUAUCGAUACCCGGUUUGCUACAACACUAUCAAGGAUGACACUGCGUUCAUGGAUUGUCUUAUUGCUAUGGCAACUUGCAGCAUUGAUCUACAUUUUCCCUGGAGGUGCACAUGCAGAAACCUGCAUGCUGGCCUCCUACUACAGCAGUCAUAUGGUUCUUCAGCAGCAACCACACAGUGCUGUCAUAUGGGGCUAUGCUGAUAUCAAGGCUACCAUUGAGGUCAAAGUUCGCGAUAAGAUGUACAAAACUUCAGUUGAAGCUGAGGUGCCCAGUCGAGUUGGAGUGUGGAAGGUCAAACUAGACCCCAUGCUGGCCGGCGGACCUUACGACAUUGUCGUCUUCUGUGAAGCCUUUACAGUGGUCAACUCGGUCAUCUUGGAAGAUGUCAUGUUUGGGGAUGUGUGGGUCUGUAGUGGUCAGAGCAACAUGGCGUUUGCCGUUGACCAGAGUUUUAACGGAUCCAAAGAGUUGAAUGAAUCAGUCAACUAUCCCAACAUCCGAUUGCUAGCCGUCAAGCAGGUCCUGUCAGAGACACCGUACGAUGAUCUGCAUGGAUUGUAUGAACCUUGGUCUAAACCAUCACCAGAAACUUUGGGCAGUAAGGCCCAGAUUUUCAACUACUUUUCCGCCUUGUGUUGGUUCUUCGGUCGCGACUUGUACGACAGUAUGCAGUAUCCUAUUGGUCUGAUCUCAACCAAUUGGGGAGGAACACCGAUUGAGGACUGGUCUUCUCCUGAUGUCUUGAAGAAAUGCAGCGCAACGCAUCGGCCAUUACCAGAGUCGGACGAUAGACUCACUGGCACAAUCAGAGGUCCUCAUGUUGCCAGCGGGUUGUGGAAUUCAAUGAUCCACCCACUGUUAAAUUUCACCAUCAAAGGAGCUAUAUGGUAUCAAGGCGAAGCCAACACAGUAGAUCCAGACCCCUACAAAUGUCUGUUCAACGCCAUGAUUACCGACUGGCGGGAGAAAUGGUACGAAGGAACGCUGAACAGCACGGACAUCAAGUUCCCAUUUGGAUUCAUGCAGUUAUGUACCUCUAAUGUUCCCUCAUCAGAGAUCAUUGGCCCAUACACAACGCUAAGAUGGCACCAGACUUACGACUAUGGCUAUGUUCCUAAUGACGUCAUGCAGAACGUCUUCAUGGCAGUUGGUAUCGAUCUUCCUGAUCUGACGUCACCGUAUGGACCGAUCCAUCCACGUGACAAGGAGGACAUGGGAGUGAGAUUGUCACUAGCUGGCCGAGCCGUAGCUUACAGACAAAACAUCCCCUACGCUGGACCGUUCCCAACAUCUUUCACAGUCAACACAACAACCCUGGCGUUGGACAUUGAGUAUGACAAAGGACAAGCUAACAUUAAACUGGUCGGACAAACGGGAUUUGAGAUCUGCUGCGGUGGCUCGCCUCCAUGCAAAUACUACGAUACAUGGGUACCAGCUAAGAUCACCGGUCAACCGACUCCAUCGUCCAUCAGCUUAUCAUACUACUGCUACCACCGACGUGCCACAGCUGUUCGGUAUUUGUGGAGGGACAUGCCGUGUACUUUCAAGAAUUGCCCCGUUUACAGGGUGGAAAACGAGUUGCCUGGUCCGCCAUUCAUGUUGAAUCUGUGAUUCCUGUUUCUUUCAAAAUCCAACACUUGGUUAUAAUUAACCUAUCGCGGUAGAAUCGCGUCAACGCAGUGAAAUAUUGUCCAAUUACAUGAUAUACAACUGGACGCGGACGCCCAAAAUCUGAGACAAACAAAAGUGAACAUACAAUAUUCCAUAGGGUUGUCUAAGGGGCGUGGCUAACUCGCAAACGGCGAUAGGUCAAUUGAUUUUGAUGACUAUGUAUCAUAGAUCCAUUUCCUAAAAAAAUCAAUCUACUGUAGUGGUGAAUUUGUAACACAUUUUGUAGGGUUUUAAAUCAUAGGAAAUCAUGAUGGAUAAAAUUUGAGCUUUUUUUAAGCAGCUUAUUUUUUAUUUGGUGGAGGGAUUGGUACGAAGUGAGGGCGGGGCAAAUAUUAAAGAGUAAAUGUUUGAAGGAGCUGAUGUAAUGAGCCUAACAAGUGCCUGGGCUCAAUUUCACUGGCUCUGCUUACCGUUAGCGAAAAAUCCCCGCUUACUGUAGCAGAAUAUUCUGUGCUUGCGGUAAGCGUAAUUCCUGGGUUAGCAAGGCAUUUUGGCUUGUGCGCAUGCGUACAUCCCGUAACUAAGGAUUCUGUGCUUACAGGGUUAGCACAGAAUAUUUCUGCUAGCGCAGUAAGCACAAAAUGGUGAUCGUAAACACGGGUUUCUGUGUUUGGCAGAGCCGUGAAAUUGUGCCCCGAUUAUUUCUGGGAAUACUUUAAUUUGUUAUUCCCAGAGAUGUACAUCAUGCAAGCCCUCAUGUGGAGCAGGCAUGAGAGUUUUCAGACUCUAGUCUGGAAGCAGACUUUUUGAAUCUGAGAGAAAACAUUAUCAGCAUAGAACGAUCUUUUCUUGUGAUUUUCAGACUUUUUUGUAAAUUGACCAAACCAUUCCUGAAGGUGCUUAAACAUUCUGUUGCUUUCUAUUGUUUUUACCUUUCUAACUUUCAUUGUUUUAUCUGUAUAACUUUUGGGAAAAAGAGGCUGCUAGAGAUAUGUUUCAUUAAGGGUUACCAUAAUACACCUUUAUCAUGCUGCCACCAUUUCAGUCAUGUUCCCUGUAUCCAAUAACAGUACUGAAUGAUAAUGUUUUUUGUGCAGAAAGGAACCAGACUAUUUUUCCUUCCAGCCUCGCUUUGGUUACGUUGAUUUGAAUGGGAAAAAAAUCAAGAUGGCCGCAACAUGAUAAUGGUCUAUUGCAGCACUGAGGAAGUUUGAUUCAGGUUCUACACGCACCCGUGCAACGCAUUUUGUAUAUGAGGUUAACCAUUGUGUGCGUUUUUACAGCCUGGACACGUGGCCAUUUUCGACCAAUAGAAUUACAGUAUCCAAGCACGCGAUGUGAUAAAAUCAUUGAACUUGCUUAUUAUCAUGUCAUGAAAUGAUUAAAAUUUGUGAAUUUAUAUUGAGUAUAAAGUGGAGCAUGUAUUACGCCCUCUAGUGUGGAUACAUGAAUACAAACCGAUUUUCAUGGUUAUUUAAAAUAUCAACAGAAUUGUGUAAGUACUAGAGACCCUAAUCUUGACACCAAAUUGAUGUAAAAUAAUAUGGUGUUAGUGUUCCUCAGAUAAAUCAAUCUUUUUUUAUCAGUAACACAAACUGAACUGUAUUUCUCUUGGCAAUAUAUUUUUGUAUCAAUUAACUGAGAAUUGUAUUAAAAAUAUUUCAUUGAGAAGGAA